Closterium sp. NIES-65 is the source of this 2022-nucleotide messenger RNA. NCBI's taxonomy places the organism in Eukaryota, Viridiplantae, Streptophyta, Zygnematophyceae, Desmidiales, Closteriaceae. The record is from the annotation of a GenBank genome assembly.
AUGGAAUCGGGAAGAAGUGGAUGGAAUGAGGGAGAAGGGGAUGGAAUCUGGGAGAAGGGGAUGGAAUCAGGGAGAAGGGGAUGGAAUCUGGGAGAAGGGGAUGGAAUAUGGAAGAAGGGGAUGGAAUCUGGGAGAAGGGAUGGAAUCUGGGAGAAGGGGAUGGAAUCGGGGAGAAGGGGAUGGAAGGAGGGAGAAGGGGAUGGAAUCUUGGAGAAGGGGAUGGAAUCUGGGAGAAGGGGAUGUAAUCGGGGAGAAGGGGAUGGAAUGAGGGAUUUAGGGUUUAGAAUCUGGGAGAAGGGGAUGGAAUCUGGGAGAAGGGGAUGGAAUCUGGGAGAAGGGGAUGGAAUCUGGGAGAAGGGGAUGGAAUCUGGGAGAAGGGGAUGGAAUCUGGGAGAAGGGGGUGGAAUCUGGGAGAAGGGGAUGAAAUCUGGGAGAAGGGGAUGGAAUCUGGGAGAAGGGGAUGGAAUCUGGGAGAAGGGGAUGGAAUCUGGGAGAAGGGGAUGGAAUCAGGGAGAAGGGGAUGGAAUCUGGGAGGAGGGGAUGGAAUCUGGGAGAAGGGGGUGGAAUCUGGGAGAAGGGGAUGGAAUCUGGGAGAAGGGGAUAGAAUCUGGGAGAAGGGGAUGGAAUCUGGGAGAAGGGGAUGGAAUCAGGGAGAAGGGGAUGGAAUCUGGGAGAAGGGGAUGGAAUCUGGGAGAAGGGGAUGGAAUCUGGGAGAAGGGGAUGGAAUAUGGGAGAAGGGGGUGGAAUCUGGGAGAAGGGGAUAGAAUCUGGGAGAAGGGGAUGGAAUCUGGGAGAAGGGGAUGGAAUCUGGGAGAAGGGGAUGGAAUCUGGGAGAAGGGGAUGGAAUCAGGGAGAAGGGGAUGGAAUCGGGAAGAAGGGGAUGGAAUCUGGGAGAAGGGGGUGGAAUAUAGGAGAUGGGGAUGGAAUCUGGGAGAAGGGGAUAGAAUCUGCGAGAAGGGGAUGGAAUCUGGGAGAAGGGGAUGGAAUCUGGGAGAAGGGGAUGGAAUCGGGGAGAAAGGGAUGGAAUCUGGGAGAAGGGGAUGGAAUCUUGGAGAAGGGAUGGAAUCUAGGAGAAGGGGAUGGAAUCUGGGAGAAGGGGAUGGAAUCUGGGAGAAGGGGAUGGAAUCUGGGAGAAGGGGAUGGAAUCUGGGAGAAGGGGGUGGAAUCAGGGAGAAGGGGAUAGAAUCUAGGAGAAGGGGAUGGAAUCUGGGAGAAGGGGGUGGAAUCUGGGAGAAGGGGAUGGAAUCUGGGAGAAGGGGAUGGAAUCUGGGAGAAGGGGAUGGAAUCUGGGAGAAGGGGAUGGAAUCAGGGAGAAGGGGAUGGAAUCUAGGAGAAGGGGAUGGUAUCAGGGAGAAGGGGAUGGAAUCUGGGAGAAGGGGAUGGAAUCUGGGAGAAGGGGAUGGAAUCUGGGAGAAGGGGAUAGAAUCUGGGAGAAGGAAUCUGGGAGAAGGGGAUGGAAUCUGGGAGAAGGGGAUGGAAUCUGGGAGAAGGGGAUGGAGUCAGGGAGAAGGGGAUGGAAUCUGGGAGAAGGGGAUGGAAUCUGGGAGAAGGGGAUGGAAUCUGGGAGAAGGGGAUGAAAUUAGGGAGAAGGGGAUGGAAUCAGGGAGAAGGGGAUGGAAUCUGGGAGAAGGGGGUGGAAUCUGGGAGAAGGGGGUGGAAUCUGGGAGAAGGGGAUGGAAUCUGGGAGAAGGGGAUGGAAUCUGGGAGAAGGGGAUGGAAUAUGGGAGAAGGGGAUGGAAUCUGGGAGAAGGGGAUGGAAUCUGGGAGAAGAGGAUGGAAUCCGGGAGAAGGGGAUGGAAUCUGGGAGAAGGGGAUGGAAUCUGGGAGAAGGGGGUGGAAUAUGGGAGAAGGGGAUGGAAUCUAGGAGAAGGGGAUGGAAUCAGGGAGAAGGGGAUGGAAUCUGGGAGAAGGGGAUGGAAUCUGGGAGAAGGGGAUGGAAUCUGGGAGAAGGGGAUGGAAUAUGGGAGAAGGGGAUGGAAUCUGGGAGCAGGGGAUGGAAUCGGGGAGAAGGGGAUGGAAUGA